Molecule: messenger RNA, 1272 nt
Organism: [Torrubiella] hemipterigena
Lineage: Eukaryota; Fungi; Ascomycota; Sordariomycetes; Hypocreales; Clavicipitaceae
Source: the annotation of a GenBank genome assembly
AUCUCUUCUCCGCCGAAUCUACCAUGUCCUAAUUCGGUACCGUUUUGGCCUCCGUCUGCUAUUGCUGCUACCGCCACAGGGUAUCUCCAGGGGUCCAGCCACCACCACCACCCAGCCCUAGCUCCAGGGCGCUCCGUGUGCCGGACGGUCCACUACAGCUCACUACUAAGACACGAUACAGAUAGCCUACAACGUCAUUGUCACGCACACACGCACGCCCUUGCUUCAUAAACUGCCCCUAGACCUUGUCUUUGUCCGCGAAAUCGCAACCGCGUCUUUUCCAAUUACUCAAUUGCUCCGUCUACACAAACAUUGACUCUAGGAAAAAUGCUUCGACGGCCGUCAAAAGGCAACCUGGCCGCAGCAGCAGCAGCCGACCAACCUCCCACGCCUGCAACACCAAUCCCUUUCUCACGGCCAAACUCGUCCUCCUCCAUCCCUGCUACGCUCCUCGACCAAUCCCUUCCUCUACCGAAACUCAUCGUCUUCGACCUCGACUACACACUCUGGCCCUUUUGGGUAGACACGCACGUCACGCCACCGCUCAAGCCUAAUGCGCACCACUCGGCAGCCACAGACCGCUACGGCGAAGACUUUAGCUUCUAUCGCGACGUCCCCUCGAUAUUACAGCUGCUCCCGCGGCUCCAGAUCAAAAUGGCCGUUGCGUCACGUACCAGCGCACCCAGUCUAGCCCGUGAGCUGCUCAAGCUGCUGCAUCUGCCGGCGGAGCGGGAUGGCGAUAAGCCGCGCAAGGCGAUUGAUGCGUUUGAGGGCGGCAUGGAGAUCUACCCGGGCAGCAAGAUUAAACAUAUGGAGCUUAUACAUAAGCGGACGGGCGUGCCUUACGAAGAUAUCCUCUUCUUUGACGACGAGAGCAGGAAUCGAGAGACGGAGAAGCUGGGCGUCACAAUGCAGCUUAUUAACUCGGGAGUCUCGUGGGACGAGAUAGCAAAGGGUGUGGAUUCGUGGCGCAAGCGAAGAGGGUUUAUUACGAAGAAGAAUAAAAAGGAGAUGGACGGGUGAAGAUGAAAUGUAUAAUGUAAAAUGCUUUUUGUAGUAGAAUGUAUCCUAAAAGCUUGGCCUACAACAAUGCUGCCGUUUUUGUAUGCAUCUAGAGAGAAAUUUGAUAAAGAUCCAGAACGACGAGAAGGAAAGAAAGUCUAAAAAAUACUAUGCAAAAGCCGUUAAAAAGGAUAGACCAAAAAAGGAAAGCAUGUGGUAUAAGUGGUGUAGUGUGUGUGUAUUCGUCGGAGCGAGUCGUUUCUGGAAGUG